UUCGGACACAAACCAAGAAGAAUUGCCCCCUUUAAAUAUUCCCCCAUAAAAUUCUCAUACCAAAGAAAACCAAAGGAUCAAAAUCUCGCAUCAGCUUCCAGAACACAAAAACCCCGGAGAUCUCGAGGAUGAAGGGGAUGAAAGCGUGCGAGCUAUGCGCGGGCGCAGCCCGUAUGUACUGCGAAUCGGACGAAGCUAGUCUCUGCUUCGAUUGCGACGCCAAGGUCCACGGCGCGAAUUUCCUCGUCGCCCGCCAUUCUAGGGUUUUACUUUGCCGGAACUGCCAGGAUCCGACGCCAUGGAAGGCGGCGGGAGCGAAACUCAUCCAGGCCGUCUCGGUCUGCGAUCGGUGCGUCGAAGGAAGAUCGAAGAAGGUCGAUGACGAUGAAGCGGAGAGCAGAGAGAGGGUACAUGCUGAUGUUGAUGCUGAUGCUGAUGAUGAUGAUGAUGAUGAUGAUGAUGAUGAGAGUGAUGGUGAGGGUGAUGAGGAGGAGGAGGAGGAGGGGGAGGAGCAGGUGGUGCCGUGGUCGACGGCGGAGCCACCGCCGGUGACGACGACUUCUUCGAGUAGCGAAGAGGAGGCGGCGGAUAAAGAAAUGGUGGGGCCCGUCGGUAAUGAAUCCUUGAAGAGAAUGAGACAAAAUGCAGAUCUUCCUCUAUCUCAGGAUCAGCAGUCCUUUUCUUCCUCUUCAAGGCUUAGUUAUCUCCCGAGUCCUGUUAGGACAACGGCCAUUGACGAGACCGUAUCAGACUCAUUCCGGCCACUAAAAACCCGCAAGAAAUUAGACCUCAUUUGCUCUAAUUCGCAUAAGUUAUUGGUUGAUUUCAUCUAAGUUGUUGCUGUAAAAGAGAUGGAAUAGCUGCUGUUUUGACAAUAUUUGGAUUGAGGCAGUAGAAAGUGAUGGCCCUAAGUAUUAAUGUAUUAUUCUGGUAGCUAAUUAUGAUUGUGGCUGUUGGCUAACUCUCAAAAUUUUAAGUACUGAGGAUCAUUUUGCAUCUGUAACUCUUUUUUGUGGUUCGACGAACUAAAGAGGAUCUUGUGCUUCGUUUGUCACUGUAUUUUCUUUUGUUACAAUACACUCCCUUUCUGCGUAUCACUGUUUGCAUCAUCAA
This is a messenger RNA of Asparagus officinalis (garden asparagus), 1113 nucleotides long. RefSeq names its product ribosomal RNA processing protein 1 homolog. Lineage: Eukaryota; Viridiplantae; Streptophyta; Magnoliopsida; Asparagales; Asparagaceae. The record is from RefSeq and is a predicted model, not a curated record. Gene Ontology annotation, molecular function: zinc ion binding.